This is a messenger RNA of Cyphomyrmex costatus, 645 nucleotides long. It is a transcript of the gene Srp14, whose product is annotated as signal recognition particle 14. Gene Ontology annotation, biological process: SRP-dependent cotranslational protein targeting to membrane. Gene Ontology annotation, molecular function: endoplasmic reticulum signal sequence receptor activity; 7S RNA binding. NCBI's taxonomy places the organism in Eukaryota, Metazoa, Arthropoda, Insecta, Hymenoptera, Formicidae. The record is from RefSeq and is a predicted model, not a curated record. Gene Ontology annotation, cellular component: signal recognition particle, endoplasmic reticulum targeting. The transcript has 4 exons. The coding region runs from base 87 to 413 and encodes 108 amino acids.
CCUAACCUCGCCUAACCUCUCAACAGUUUCAGCAAGCGAUUACGUUCGACGUGCUCUGGCGUUUGACAUAUGCUACUAUCAUCAGAAUGGUCCUGUUGGAGAAUGACGCGUUCUUAGCGGAAUUAACUAAACUUUUCGACAAGUCGCGGCUUUCGGGCGCGGUGUCACUCACCAUCAAAAGAUUUAAUGGACACAAUAAACCUGUGCCUAGGAAAGGCAGACCUCCUUUACCAACUCCUACAGAAUAUCUUUGCUUAGUUCGAGCAUCGCUUCGUAAUAAAAAAAUCUCCACUAUUAUCCAUUCCAAGGAUGUGAAUAAAUUCCAACAAGCGUAUUGGAAUCUCUUGAAGACAAAUAUAAGUGGAUUGAAGAAGCUGAAGAAAACAAAAUCGGCGAAACCGAAAGUUCAUUGACCCAGCAAGGACUAACUGUGUGGCAGUUGUUUAUUUUUUUGUUAUUAAAGUUUUCAUAUUCUGUUCAUCACAUAUUUAUCAAUACUUGUCUAUUGUAUAAGCCGAUGAGGAAGACGCGUUUUAUGCAACAUUUUGUAUAGACUGAUGUAUAAAAGGUUAAUAAUACUGUUAUGGAAGUAUACACAUAUGCGGCCGAUAUAUAAUAUGCUAAUAUAGAAACAUUCCAUUUAAA